This is a messenger RNA of Bursaphelenchus okinawaensis, 1661 nucleotides long. Lineage: Eukaryota; Metazoa; Nematoda; Chromadorea; Rhabditida; Aphelenchoididae. The record is from the annotation of a GenBank genome assembly.
AUGAGUAACGGUAAAACCAACAUCAACGUCGUCAUGAUCGGCCACCAUAAUCACGGCAAAUCCACCAUCGCUGGUCAAUUGCUCCACCUGACAGGAAGCAUCGACCAAGACACCAUGAAUAACAUCGAGGAAGAAGCCCAGAACGAAGGUAAAGAAACUUCCAAGUACGCAUGGAUAUUCGACAAACUAAAGGCUGAACGUGAACGAGAUAUCACUAUAGAUAUAUCCUUCAAUAAAACUGAAACUGACAACCACAAUGUGACUAUCAUCGACACUCCUGGCACUCGUGAUUACUUGAAGAACACACUCACUGGUAGGCGUUUUGACCUUUAUGUAGUUUAUAUUAGGUUGAACCAAAAGUAGCGGGACACUUCUAGUUCAAAAACAAAUGAAAAGUGUCCCGUUACUUUUGUUCACCCUAAUAUUACCCUAGUCUUCAUUCACAUUUCCCACUUAUAGGUAUAUCUCAAGCCGACUGUGCUCUCCUGGUUGCGUCAUGUGUAGAAGAUGAAUAUGACGAAGGCUUGAGUGCGGACGGCCUAACUCGUGAGCACACCAUCCUGGCUUUCAACAUGGCCGUCAAGCAAAUCGUCGUCGUUUUGAACAAGAUGGAUUCAGUCAACUAUAGCCAGAAGCGUUUUAACGAAGCCGCUAGAGAAAUACACAUGCUCGUAAAGAAGGCGGGCUACAACCCGUACAAGGUAGCAUAUGUCCCGACUUGUGGCUAUGAUGGAGACAAUAUCGCUGAAGCCUCGUCCAACAUGCCAUGGUACGAGGGCCCUACUCUUCUUGAGGCUAUCGAUAAAACGUAUCCACUAAAAUCAACUGCGGAACAACCUCUGCGUUUGCCAAUUAGUGAUGUGCAGAAUAUUGACGGUAAGCAUUUUGAUAUUGUUAGACAUGCCUUUAAUAUUAGGCUAAAGGGAAAAGAAAUUAUUAGGGUGGACCAAAAGUAAGAGGACACUUUUCACUUGUUUUUGAACUAAAAAGUGUCCCGCUACGUUUGGUUCAACCUAAUAACAGUUUUUUCUCACAAUCAGCUACGAAACCGCGUUACAAUCCUCUACAAGCCCUAUAAUUCUUCCCCUCCAGGAGUUGGAACAGUCGCAGUCGGCCGAGUUCAGACUGGUGUGCUCCGCCAAGGCAUGAAUGUCACAUUCACACCAGAAGGUGUUACCGGUGAAGUCGGCUCUAUCGAAAAACACCACGAAUCCGUCGACGAAGCCCACCCCGGAGACAUUGUCGGAUUCAGCGUGAACAACAUAAACAUAAAUGACAUUCGGCGUGGCUGUGUCGCUUCCGAUCCCGACAAGUAUCCAGCGAAGCCGGCCUAUACCUUCACCGCCCGUAUUAAAGUCUUAAGACUUAGAAAUAUCCGCGUUGGAUACACCCCGGUUGUGGAUUGUCACACCGCCCAUGUCCCCUGUAAAGUCGUUGAGUUUUGGUUAAUGGACGGUCGUACUGGAGAAUUAUUUGAGCAUAACCCAGUUGACAGCCCCAGGGCCGGGAACGCGGUCCAAGUGGUGUUCCAGCCGAUCAAGCCAAUGUGUGUCGAAACCUUCAAAGAGUUCGCGUCUCUGGGUUCAAUUACCCUUCGUGACAUAGGUCAAAUCGUGGCCAUUGGUAAGAUCAUUGCCGUCAACAAGAGUGGGGAUAGCUGA